AUGAGCCACCAGGUCCUGCUGCUCCUGGCCGUGCUGACCCUGGGCCUGGCUACCUCCCAGCAGGGAGACAAGGUGCCCUGUAAGAUGGUGAACAAGGAGGUCUCCUGCCAGUGCCGCGGCCUGGUGCAGGUCCCCUCGGGGCUCCCAUGGGACACGGAGGCCCUUGACCUGUCUGGAAACCAGCUUCAGAGCAUCCUGGCCUCGCCCCUCGGCCUCUACGCAGCGCUCCGCCACCUAGACCUGAGCGCCAACGAGAUCAGCUUCCUCCAGCCGGGCGUCUUCCAGGCCCUGUCCCACCUGGAGCACCUCAACCUGGCCCACAACCGCCUGGCGCUGAGCGCCGGGGGCCUGGGUCGCCUGCCGCACCUGAGGUGGCUGGACCUGUCCGGGAACAGCCUGUACAGCGGCCUGCUGGAGCCGCUGCUGGGGGAGGCGCCCGCCCUGCGCACUCUGGCCCUGGCGGAGAAUAGCCUGACCCGCCUCGCCCGCCAGACCUUCGGGGGCACCCCCGCCCUGGAGCGGCUGGACCUGCACAGCAACGUGCUCAUGGACAUCGAGGACGGCGCCUUCGAGGCCCUGCCCCGCCUGACCCACCUCAACCUCUCCCGGAACUCCCUCACCUGCAUCUCCGACUUCAGCCUCCCGCAGCUGCGGGUGCUGGACCUCAGCUGCAACAGCAUCGAGGCCUUCCAGAUGGCCCCCGAGCCGCAGGCCGGCUACCAGCUCACCUGGCUGGACCUGCGGGAGAACAAGCUGCUCCGCUUCCCCGACCUGGCCGCGCUCCCGGGGCUCAUCUACCUGAACGUGUCCAACAACCUCAUCAGCCUCCCCGCGGGGCCACCCCCGGGGGGCAAGGUCACCCAGGCCCCUUCCGAGGGCUGGUCGGCCUCGCCCCUCUCGAGCCCCCCCGGCCACCGCCGGAACGCCAGCGCCCACCCCCUCUCCCAGCUCUUGAACCUGGAUCUGAGCUACAACGAGAUCGAGCUUGUCCCCGAGGGUUUUCUCGAGCACCUGACCUCCCUGCGCUUCCUGAACCUCAGCCGGAACUGCUUGCAGGCCUUCGAGGCUCCGCGGGCAGGCUCGCUGCCCUGCCUGGUGCUCCUGGACGUCAGCCACAACGCGCUGGACACGCUGGAGCUGGGCGCCGGGGCCCUGGGGUCUCUGCGGACGCUGCUCCUGCAGCACAACGCCCUGCGGGGCCUGCCCCCGCACACCUUUGCCGGCCUGGCGAGCUUGCAGAGGCUCAACCUGCAGGGGAAUCGGGUCGUUCCGUGUGGGGGGCUGGGCGGGCCCGGACCCUCCGGUUGCGUGGACUUCUCUGGCAUCUCCUCCCUCCGCAGCCUAAACUUAGUGGACAACGAGCUGGAGACGCUCGGGGCGGGUGCCUUCCUCCACACGCCACUCACGGAGCUGGACCUCUCUUCCAACCCGGGCCUGAAUGUGGCCACGGGGGCCCUGGCGGGCCUGGAGGCCUCCCUGGAGGCGCUGGCCCUGCAGGGCAAUGGGCUGGAGGUCCUGCAGGUGGACCUGCCCUGCUUCAGCUGCCUCAAGCAGCUCAACCUCGCCGAGAACCGCCUGAGCCGCCUGCCGGCCUGGACGCAGGCCGUGUCUCUGGAGGUGCUGGACCUGAGGAACAACAGCUUCAGCCUGCUGCCCAGCAGCGCCAUGGGCGGCCUGGAGCCCAGCCUGCGGCGCCUCUACCUGCAGGGCAACCCGCUCAGCUGCUGCGGCAACGGCUGGCUGGCGGCCCAGCUGCACCAGGGCCGCGUGGACGUGGACGCCACCCGGGACCUGAUCUGCCGCUUCGACUCCCAGGAGGAGGUGUUCCUCAGCCACGUGCGCCCUGAGGACUGUGAGAAGGGGGGGCUCAAGAACGUCAACCUCAUCAUCAUCCUCACCUUCACGCUCGUCUCUGCCGUCGCCCUCGCCAUGCUGGCCACCUGCUGCUGCGUCCGCCAGCAGAAGUUCAACCAGCAGUACAAAGCCUAG
Messenger RNA from Pipistrellus nathusii (Nathusius's pipistrelle), 1989 nucleotides. NCBI's taxonomy places the organism in Eukaryota, Metazoa, Chordata, Mammalia, Chiroptera, Vespertilionidae. The record is from the annotation of a GenBank genome assembly.